Molecule: messenger RNA, 3039 nt
Organism: Meriones unguiculatus (Mongolian gerbil)
Lineage: Eukaryota; Metazoa; Chordata; Mammalia; Rodentia; Muridae
Product: guanylate-binding protein 2
Exons: 12
Coding region: 796-2565 (589 amino acids)
Biological process (GO): defense response to Gram-positive bacterium; defense response to protozoan
Molecular function (GO): GTPase activity; GTP binding
Source: RefSeq, a predicted model, not a curated record
AACAUUGCUCUUUUGUUGAGCAAACUCCUCCUAAAUUCUCAGGAAACUCUCAACGUCUAGGUUCCUGCUGGUACUUACCACAGCGCCUGAGAGAGGGGACAGAGCUCUCAGCACCCAGACUGCUGCAAAGCUCACAGGCAUUCAGCGUUUCACACAGGAGCUCUCCUCACCACACUAAAGGCUUUUGCUUCAGUUUCUCUGUGUAGCCUUGGCCACGUUGGAACUCACCCUAUAGACCUGGAUGACCCUGAACUCAGAGAGCCUCCUGCCCCUGCCUCCCAAAUGCUGGUAUUAAAGGUGUGCACCACCAAGCACCCAGCUUUAGGCAGGUUUUCUAUAGGAGCCACAGCAGCUCUGACUUCGUGAGUUCAAAGACCCUCUCACGUUCCAGAAGAUAAUGUUUCACUUCGACACAAUGACUGUGCUGCGGGUGAUAUUUCUGGCAUAAAUCCUACAGUGCACCAAACUGAACCAAAGCUUUGGGAGGAGUACUCAACUCCGGAGCAACACAGGACAAGCAUGGUUCUGGAAGAAUCUGCCAGCCAAACACGGGUCCAGCCAAAGGAGCCUCAGUAAACAAGUCAGGCCAUAACACAAGCAGUGAUCACAGAGGAAAGACGGCACACAGAAUGAAAAAAAUACUUAGCAGGUUUCACUGAGGCAACCAACUGAGUGAGUGAAAGUAGGAGCAAUACCCCUGCUUGCUGAAGACUCCAGUUAAUACGUACAUGGCCUGAUAAGAGCAGACAGUCAUCUGUAGGGAAAUGUUGGAGUGAGACAAAAGAAGGCCUGAAGAUGGCCUCAGAGAUCCACAUGGUGGAACCCAUGUGCCUCAUUGAGAACACUGAGGCUCAGCUAGUGGUCAACCAGGAGGCUCUGAAGAUCCUGAAAGCCAUCAAGCAGCCUGUGGUGGUGGUGGCGAUCGUGGGCCUCUACCGCACAGGAAAAUCAUACUUGAUGAACAAGCUGGCUGGGAAGAAAACAGGCUUUUCUCUGGGUUCCACAGUGCAAUCUCAUACCAAGGGGAUCUGGAUGUGGUGUGUGCCUCAUCCUAAGAAGGCAGGGCAAACCUUAGUUCUGCUGGACACUGAGGGCCUUGAAGAUGUUGAGAAGGGAGACAACCAGAAUGACUGCUGGAUCUUUGCGUUGGCAGUCCUCCUCAGCAGCACCUUCAUCUACAACAGCAUAGGAACCAUCAACCAGCAGGCCAUGGACCAGCUGCACUACGUGACAGAGCUGACUGAUCUAAUCAAAUCAAAGUCAUCACCUGAGCAGGGUGGCGUAGAUGACUCUGCUGACUUUGUGGGCUUCUUUCCAGUCUUUGUGUGGGCUCUAAGAGAUUUCUCCCUGGAGCUGGAAGCUAAUGGAAGACCUAUCACUGCUGAUGAGUACCUGGAGAAUUCGCUGACCCUGAAAAAAGGAGAUGAUAAGAAAACUAAAAGCUUUAAUGAGCCUCGACUGUGCAUCAGGAAGUUCUUCCCAAAGAGGAAGUGCUUUGUCUUUGACAGGCCCGCUCCGAGGAAAUACCUUUCCAAACUCGAGACGAUGAGGGAGGAGGACCUGAGUGGCGAAUUUGUAGAACAAAUUGCAGAAUUCACUUCAUACAUCUUCAGCUAUUCCAAUGUCAAGAGUCUGUCUGGUGGCGUCAUAGUCAAUGGGCCACGUCUACAGAGCCUGGUGCUGACCUAUGUCAAUGCCAUCAGCAGUGGAGAACUACCCUGCAUGGAGAAUGCUGUCCUGACUUUGGCCCAGAUAGAGAACUCAGCUGCUGUGCAAAAGGCCAUUGCCUACUAUGAAGAAAAGAUGACUCAGAAGGUCCAGCUGCCCACGGAAACCCUCCAGGAGCUGCUAGAACUGCACAGGCCCAUUGAGAGUGAGGCCAUUGAGGUCUUCAUGCAGAAUUCUUUCAAGGAUGUAGACCAAAAGUUCCAGAGGGAAUUAGGGAACCUGAUAGUAGCAAAGCGAGAUGCCUUUGUUCAGAAGAACAUAGACGUGUCAUCCGCUCGUUGCUCAGAUUUGCUGGAGGAUAUUUUUGGACCUCUGGAAGAAGAAGUAAAACAGGGGACAUUUUCUAGACCAGGUGGUUACUACCUCUUCCUUCAAAAGAAACAAGAGCUGGAGAAGAAGUAUAACCAGGCUCCUGGAAAGGGGCUCCAGGCAGAAGAGAUGCUGAAAAAGUACUUACAGUCCAAGGACAAUGUGGCUGAAACUCUUCUACAGGCAGAUCAGUCACUCACGGAAGCAGCAAAGGCGGUUGAAGCGGAGCGGAUAAAGGCUGAAGCUGCUGAAGCUACAAACAGAGAGUUAGCAGAAAAGCAAAAGGAAUAUGAGCUGAUGAUGGAGCAGAAGGAAAAGAGUUACCAGGAGCAUGUGAGACAGCUGAUGGAGAAGAUGCAGCAGGACCAGGAACAGUUAAUAGCAGAACAGGAAAGAAUCAUAGCUCUUAAACUUCAGGAACAAGAACGAUUUCUCAAGGAAGGAUUCCAGAACGAGAGCAGGAAACUUCAGCAAGAGAUUAACAGCAUCAAGCAUAAGCAAGGAGGUGGAAAAUGUACCAUACUCUGAAGGUUCGAGACCCAAACAUCUCUUCCCAGCUUCUACAUCACAUAAUACACCGACUGAGCACCUUCAGGCUUUGACACAACUAUUACUAAACUCAACUCAAAAUUCCAUGUAACUCCAGUCUGUGAUCGCUGUAGAAGUGGAGGUCAUCUAUGUUUUAUACCUCCUCCUGGCCUGUGUCAUACCCAGACCACAAAUGUUUCUCCUUUAUAAUCUUAAGUUUUCCUCUUUCCUACAGUAUAGCUUUGGCAAUCCAGAGCAGGCAGCUUUUUAACCAACUUGCAAAAUGAUUUCCUUUUCAUCUCUCUGAAGACUCUGACGUUUUACUACAGUUCUUCAAAACCUAAACCCUAUCUCCAUUUUCCCUUUUAACUCCCUGCUGUGACUUUAUGUCUUGAAAUCUCUCAGGAUAAAUGUCUUGGUAUAAGCUUACAGGAACACAAUAUUUCUGAAUAAAAAUUAAUAGCCCACUGAAAA